CGAAUGAUUUGUCGGUCCCUUUCUUUAGCUCAUCGUUUCGAAUUUUGUGAUCAAUUUGUUUAUUAUGUGGCUUAUUUUUGAUACUAGAUGAGGCGACAGAAUCUGUAAUAUCUCACCAAUAAAUUGCGAUGUUAAGAUGAUUCCUUUGAAAGAUAACCAAGAUGUGGCUUCUUUCCUCGUCACGAAACACUCUUGGAAGGGCAAGUACAAGAGGGUAUUCUCGGUGGGGACUCAUGGAAUCACCACAUACAACCCGGACCGUCUGGAGGUGACCAACAAGUGGCUGUACUCGGACGUGGUCACGGUGGCCUCGGCCAAACACUCCAACUCAGCCUUUAACCAUGACUUCACACUGGUCAUGAAGAAAGAGAAGAAAGUGGACACUAUGAAGUUUUCCUCCGAACACAAGUGUCUCAUUCUGACUGAAGCUUUCAAGUACAGGCACCUGUUUGCUGAGAAGCCUAAAGAUGUCUUUAGAUAUCAAGCAUACAAACACCACUGGAGCGGGACUCGUCUCCCAGUUGUGUUAGAAGUGGGCCCUUGUGCCCUAGAGCAGCUGGAUCCUUCCACUCACACCUUACUGGCCAGCUAUCCAUACCAUGACAUCCAGGGCUUGUUACAAGUGAGGGAUGUCCCUGGGGGCAUAGUCCUGGCUGUGGGUGGUUAUAGCCGGCUUCAUCUCUUCUCCAAUGCGAUGGAGCAUCAAGCAAUCAUUAACAAAAUGCUUGAGAUGGCCAGCCUAACACUUAGUACAAGCAUAAAAGUUCUGUCCACAAUGAUUACGCUGAAUGAUUACCAUGAUCAAAGAUUUGGGAAGUACAGUGGGGACCAGCACCAGACGUCGCUAAGUGAGUUCAUGGUACACAAGGUGAACCCCGCGCGCCACAUGGAGCCUAUGAGACGUACGAUGUGUCUUUCCGACACCUGCAUUCUGGAGAGGGAUCCUCAGACUUAUUCAGUGGUGUGUCUGCGCCCGUUAUGCGACGUGUUCGCUUUAGUGCGAGACCCCGAACAUCCUCAGAAGUUUUCCAUCGAAUACCUUAACGGCCAGACUCGCACGUACCUCGCAGGGGAAAGGGACGCGCUGCUAGCCUCUUUACUGGAUGGUGUGCGCUCAGCGGGACAACGCGACGUGCACGUUCGCUCGGUGCCUACGCCGCGCGGGUUCCGUCUAGGGCCGCUGCAUCAACCGGUGGACGAAGAAACUGAAUCUAAUCAUCUCAGGCUGUUUCAAAACCCAGUGGGCAUGUGCCGCGCGGAAGUAAUCGAGCGUUUCAACGCAAACGUCGGAUACAGCGGCCUCAACUACUCCGUCAGCCAAGACAGGCUGUUCGCGGAGAACAAAGAAAAGCUGAUUACCGGAGCCCUAACUGCUCUGGUCAGCAGUGCCACGUCUGGUGGAAGUCUACCGCCGCGGGAGUUGGAAGCGCAGUUCCAUGCGUUGAGACGGCUGUGCGCCAGCAAAGUUGGAUUCGCUGCAUUUACUGCUCUGCCCGGGUUCCGUGAAUGGAUCGGCACAGCUGUAGUCACAGCACUACGCCGCGGUUCUCCAGCUUGCUCUCACGCGGCUUUAGACGCGGUCUGCGCGCUCAUGCAGCCCAUGCACCAGGAACCCGACCUUAGACAGGAGCAGCUGAACAAGGCCAGCAUGCUGUCUUCUGCCUCUUUCUUGGAGGGGCUCUUGACCAUGUGGGCGGAGCAUGUGACAUCGGGCAGCGGCGCUCUGGUGGUGGCGGCCAUGUUGGACUUCCUGACGUUCGCUCUGUGCGUGCCGUACAGCGAGACCACGGACGGGAAGCAAUUCGACCAGCUGUUGGAAAUGGUCGCUAAUAAGGGGCGCGUGCUGUUUAAGUUGUUUGAGCACCCCUCAAUGGCGAUAGUAAAAGGCGCUGGCCUAGUAAUGCGAGCACUAAUCGAGGAGGGCGGCGGCACCGUCGGCUCUCGCAUGCAAGCCCUAGCGUUGGCCGAAGCGGCGCUGCCGAGGCAUCUGUUAGCUGCGCUGUACGCACCGGCGCGGUUACACCACCGCCAUCUUGCGAGGCAUUUGGUCGCUCUGUGGCUGGUUGACCAUGCGCCGGCGCAUAGCCUGCUUACGAGACUGAUGCCAUCAGGUCUGCUAGCGUUCUUGGAGUCAGCGGAAGCGCCGCCCGCGGCCGCGUUAGAAGAGGAGCGCAUGCAAGAACGAGACAACCUGCAGCUUGCGCAGGCGACGGUGAAAGCGCGUGCGCCGCACUGGGAGGCCUUGGAGCGGCAGGUCAAGUACGUCGAGAAGCAUAUCGAGCACUACGCGGCGUUGGCACUCCAGCACUGGGCACAACGGACUGGGCGUGGCGCUGCGGCGGCUGGGGCUCCAGGGGCAGGACGCGAGGCCCGAGAACGCCCUGUAGUGCUGCGCCGGCGCCGCGAGCGCCUCAAGAGCACGGCUAACUGGCCGCUGCUGUACUACCAGUUUCACCGGGACCACGCGCUGCCUAAUCUCAUAUGGAACCAUACGACUCGCGAAGAACUCCGCAACGCUUUAGAGAGUGAACUUCGCGCGUUCAUGUCGGACCGUGAAUCCGCGGGUGGUGCACUCACCUCCUGGAACCACACGGAAAUGGAAGUCCACUACCAGUGCCUCCAGAACGAGGUCAAGAUCGGUGACUACUACCUCAGGAUACUGCUGGAACAGCGAGACAGCGACGACAGCCCGAUACGCAAGUCGUAUGAAUUCUUCAACGACUUGUACCACCGGUUUCUAUCAACGCCGAAGGUAGAAAUGAAGUGCAUGUGUUUGCAAGCUAUGAGUAUUGUCUAUGGGAGGUACUACGAAGACAUCGGCCCUUUCGCGGACACCAAAUAUAUUGUACAAAUGUUAGAUAGAACAUGCGACAGAAUGGAAAGAGAUAGACUAGUACAAUUUGUUGCAAAAUUAAUACUUCAUAGAAGAAAUGUUAGCGAGAUUUUAGAAUGGAAUGGAAUUAGGAUAUUAGUAGACCUGAUGACCUUGGCCCACCUUCACACGUCUCGAGCGACAGUGCCAGCUCAGAGCAACGUGAUAGAGGGUCCCUCGCAGCAACCAGGCGGCGGCGACCGCGAGUGGUACUACAACUUAGAACAGGGGGAGAAGGUGCAGAGAAUGGGCCCUGUUAGUUUCCAACAGCUCAAAGACCUGUACAAGUCCGGCGAGAUCAACAACAAGACCAAAUGCUGGGCCAACAGCAUGGAAGGCUGGCGAGCCGUGGGCGGGGUCCCGCAGCUCAAAUGGACCCUGGCAGCACGUGGGACCCCUGUCCUGAAUGAAAGCGAGCUGGCUGCUACUAUCCUGGACCUGCUGAUCACUUGCGCGCGGUAUUACCCUAGCAGAGACGAAGAAGAUGCAGUAAUACGACCUCUGCCCAAAGUCAAGCGGCUGUUAUCGGAGCCGGCGUGUCUCGCUCACGUUGUACAGUUGCUGCUUACUUUUGACCCUAUUCUUGUUGAAAAGGUGGCAACAUUACUACACGAAGUGAUGCAGGACAACCCUGAAAUAUCGAAGUUGUACUUGACUGGCGUAUUCUACUUUAUGCUGCUGUACACUGGGUCCAAUUUACUUCCAAUCGCCAGGUUCCUGCGGCUCACGCAUAUGAAACAAGCGUUCAGGGCUGAUCAAACUACUUCAGACAUAAUGCAGCGCUCGAUACUUGGCCAGUUGCUGCCCGAAGCGAUGGUGUGCUAUCUAGAGAACCACGGCGCGGAGAAGUUUGCGCAGAUUUUCCUCGGGGAAUGGGAUACUCCCGAGGCAAUCUGGAACUCUGAAAUGAGACGCAUCCUGAUAAUGAAGGUAGCAGCGCACAUCGGCGAGUUCACGCCGCGGUUGCGCGCGCACGUGGCCGCUCGCUACCCGUACCUCGCCGUGCCAGCUGUCCGCUACCCGCAUUUGGAGGCGGAGUUAUUCUGCAACACCUUCUACCUUCGCCACUUGUGCGACACGCGCCGCUUCCCCAACUGGCCCAUACCCGACCCGGUGGGCUUACUAAAAGACGUGUUAGAAGCGUGGCGCCGCGAAGUGGAGAAGAAGCCUCCAUCCAUGACGGCCAGCGAGGCCUACGCUGUGUUAGGCCUGAGCGGCAGCCAGCACGACGAGGCCGCGGUCCGUAAGGCCUACUACAGGCUCGCACAGCAGUUCCAUCCUGAUAAGAAUCCUGAGGGACGGGAUCGCUUCGAGGCGGUGAACCAAGCAUACGAGUUCCUCUGCAGCCGCAACGUGUGGACGGGAGACGGGCCCAACACCAACAACAUCGUGCUCAUCUUGCGCACCCAGACGAUACUCUUCAGGCGGUACUCGGAUGUUCUCGCGCCGUACAAAUACGCGGGCUACCCGCAGCUGUUGCGCACGGCGCGUUUAGAAGUGGAAGCGGACCAGCUAUUCGCCGAGAGUGAGGCCCCGGCCUUACUUCCAGCGGCGUGCGAGCUGGCGCAUGCUACUGUGGCUUGUUCCGCGCUGAAUGCAGAGGAGCUUCGCAGGGAAGGAGGGUUGCAGGUGUUGCACGAAGCGAUGUCGCGCUGCGUGCCGGUUCUCUCCUCAAGCACGAAGCCUGGCGACGUGAGCGCGGCGGUGUGCGCUCACUGUGCGCGCUGCUUCGCGGUGGCCGCCGGGUUCGAGGCCUGCCGGGAGGUCUGCGCCGGCCUGCCGCAGCUGUGCCAGGACCUGGUGCCUUUACUGAGGCGACCGCAUCUGGGCGAUACGGCAUGCGCAGGCGCCGAAGCGGUAGGCGCUUUAGCGGCGGCGGCUGAAUGUCGUGCAGGACUAGCGCGCGCCGGCGCUAUACACGCGCUAUUACCCGCUGCGUUGCGCUACGAUUACACGCAUACUGAGUCCGGCGUGGAGGCCGAUGAGACCAACAAGCAGGAGAUCGCAAACAAACUAGCCAAACAGUGCAUAGUGGCGCUGGCAGCUUUGUAUGGCCCGCAUGAAGAGGCUACCCCGUACGACGCGCGGAUACGCGACGCGCUGCACACGCUACUAACGCCGCACCUGUGCAGACGACUGGCCGAGACUGAUCAACACGAGCUCCUAAAGACCUUAACAUCCAACUGGCGCACACCGUACCUAGUCUGGGACAACAGCACACGAGCCGAGUUGCAAGACGUGCUUCAAAACAGCCGCCUCUCUGACGAGGAAGAUGGGCCCUUGUUGGAGCCAUUCGCGUACUCCGCUCAUGAGGGCCUGGUCUCCGUUGGUGGCGUUUACAUACACAUCUACAACGAGCAGCCGGAGUUCCCUAUCGAGAAUCCCCAACAGUUCAUCCUAGAACUGCUGAAGUUCAUCCAAGAGCAGAUACAACUAGAUAUGACGCCGGAUCGCGUUGAACACAUCACGCUGGCGCUUAAUUCCAUCGCCAACGUCAUCAUCAAGAACCCUGGUGUUGAGAUCCAAUGCAUCGGGCAGUUCGGUCUAAUUUUCGGGCUUCUCUCCGCCCGAUCGCAACCGCGCCUCCAAAACGCUGCGUUGCAAGCGGUCAGAGCCACCGCGGGCAGCCGGGAGUGCGUGGAAGACGUGGCCGCUAGUGGCGUUCUGGGCCACCUAGUGGCUUUGUUACCGGUGGCUGGGCUGACUAGAGUGGCCAUUCCUGGGGCCCCCGAUGUAUUAGAUGUGUUGGCGGCCUUGUCCGCGCUGUUAGCCAACACUACGCUGGUUAAAGAGGCUUUAGCUAAAGGUGCUGUGAUAUACUUAUUAGAUCUGUUCUGCAAUAGUAAGCUGCCUGAGACGCGCGAGGCGGCCGUUGAGCUGCUUGCGCGAAUGAUGGCGGACAAACUGCACGGGCCCAAGGUUCGCCUAACGAUAUCCCGCUACGUGCCGGGAGUGUUCGCCGAAGCCAUGCGGGAAGGCGGCGCCGCUAGUGCUGUGCACAUGUUCGAUGCUCAGCACGAGCACCCCGAGCUUGUAUGGAGCGAGGACACGAGGGCCGCGGUCGCGCGCACCCUCUCUGGACUUAGAGACAGGCACCAAUCCAGCCAAGUCCGCGACGCGAACUCAAUAUUCGAGGACCGCGAGACACUCGAGCGGAGCUCCGCCGGCGACGAGGCGUGGGCGCCGGCCGGCGAGGUGGUGGUGGGCGGCGUGUACCUCAAGCUGUUCCUGCAGCACCCGCACUGGAACCUGCGCAGCCCCAAGAAGUUCCUGCAGGAGCUGCUCACUGAAACACUCAACGCGCUGUCCAAGGACACCACCGAGGUACGAAGGAUUUUUUUUUAUGACCGCGAGACACUCGGGCGGAGCUCCGCCGGCGACGAGGCGUGGGCGCCGGCCGGCGAGGUGGUGGUGGGCGGCGUGUACCUCAAGCUGUUCCUGCAGCACCCGCACUGGAACCUGCGCAGCCCCAAGAAGUUCCUGCAGGAGCUGCUCACUGAGACACUCAACGCGCUGUCCAAGGACACCGCCGAGCCAAGCCGCGAGGCUAACAUAGCAUGGAACCUGCGCAGCCCCAAGAAGUUCCUGCAGGAGCUGCUGACUGAAACGCUCAACGCGCUGUCCAAGGACACCGCCGAGGUACGAAGGAAAUAA
Ostrinia furnacalis (Asian corn borer) is the source of this 6526-nucleotide messenger RNA. RefSeq names its product dnaJ homolog subfamily C member 13-like. NCBI's taxonomy places the organism in Eukaryota, Metazoa, Arthropoda, Insecta, Lepidoptera, Crambidae. Bases 137 to 6526 code for a protein of 2129 amino acids. The record is from RefSeq and is a predicted model, not a curated record. Gene Ontology annotation, cellular component: endosome membrane. Gene Ontology annotation, biological process: receptor-mediated endocytosis; regulation of early endosome to late endosome transport; endosome organization. The transcript is spliced from 36 exons.